Molecule: messenger RNA, 360 nt
Organism: Linum trigynum
Lineage: Eukaryota; Viridiplantae; Streptophyta; Magnoliopsida; Malpighiales; Linaceae
Source: the annotation of a GenBank genome assembly
AUGGACGACUCGACGGCCGCGAACGAUAGACCUUACGAUAGCCGCCACACUGGAGACGUUAACUGCACUUGUUCUGCUCCCUUCUUCUUGCCCGACCAUGCAUUUUCUUCUUCAGACCACCUCUGCCACAAAGACCGACCGAACCAUGAAGUGACGGUUGGUCAACUUCACCCACCCGGUCAUGGUCUUCCUCUCCCCAACAUUCCUGUUUCUCUGGAAGAUGACUUGAAAUCCCUUGGUCUCCCCUUGUUAGACAAACUUGAGAACCCUCAGAACAACCUCGACACCACACUGCCGCCUUCGUCGUCCAGCACAACAUACCCUUGGUACACCCAGAUGGCGGUUCAUUUCCAGUUGUAG